GGAAGAGGAGGGAGGAGUUAGUCUCUAUAAACAAAAGCGUAUGCCAGGCAGUCAUAAAAAAGCAGCGAGAGGUGAGGACGACAGAGAACGCUGCCUGCAAACACACGGUGAAGCCAUCCAUAGUAAAGGUCGAAGUCCUAGCGCUCUGCCUUUUGUGACACAGCUCUUAACCCUCGGCCAGUUGCCAUGCAACUCAAAUUCCAAAUCAAAAGGAAUUACCUCAACCACCGCUGGUCUUUCACAGUUGCAUUAGGAGUGCAAGGAUGUUGCUGACCUUUCUUUACAGUUGCACCGGCGGAGCAGCUCUUCUGUAUGUUCUCUACAGAUGGCUGAUCCCUGCUGCUGUGCAGUAUCAUGGAGGUUUGGCACUUAUUUGGCAUGAGGUCAUCGUGGAGCCCAUGCUGGACACGCUGACCCAGUCCACACGUCCUCAGCGGCUCCUGAGUGCAGUGCAGAAGAACGCCACUAGAGGAGACCCUUGUAGCGUGGUCAAAGCCAUUGAUCAGUUCUGCAGAUCCAAAGAGUGGGCCAUGAAUGUUGGGGAUGAGAAAGGCUGCAUUCUUGACUCAGUGGUAUCUGAGGUAAACCCAACCACCGUGUUGGAACUGGGAACCUACUGUGGCUACUCUACAGUGCGGAUUGCCAACCUGCUCCCCCCUCACGCCAAGCUCAUCACUCUCGAAUUUAACCCAGACUUUGCUGCCAUUGCUCGUCAGGUCAUUGCUUGGUCAGGAUUAGAGGAAAAGGUCCAGUUAGUUGAAGGAGCAUCUGGUGACUUGAUCCCCAAAAUGAAGGAGGACUUUGGGGUGAAAACAUUUGAUUUGGUUUUCCUGGAUCACUGGAAGGAUCGGUACCUUCCUGACACAAAAUUAAUGGAGGCGUGUGGCCUCCUCAGGAAAGGCAGCAUCCUCCUGGCAGACAACGUCAUCUGCCCCGGAACUCCUGAUUACUUGGAAUAUGUGCGCAGCAGCCCUCGAUACGAAAGCCAGUACUUCAAAUCUCACCUGGAGUACACCAAAGUGGAGGAUGGCUUGGAGAAAUCUGUCUUCUUAGGGUAGUUUCUAACAUAAAGUGUCAUGUUUUACAUAGGUACUAAUAAACCUCAGACCUCUGUUGUCUUGGGUUCACUGAGCAGACUUAAAAUGUGUUUUUCUAAUACAUCGUAGAGUGUGUUAACUUGAAAUUAAACGUGUUAUGUGAAGGAAUCACAAAUCAUUUGUGUUGCAUUUAUGAUGGAAGUCUCAAUGCUUGUUGCAGUCUCUAUAUUGGUACAGUAGGCGGCAGUAGUGAUACUGUUUUCAGGCAUCCAAUUGACAGAUGAAGAGCUGCAAACUGAUCCGGGGGCUGCUUUUUCCCAGAGCAUCGACUCAAAUCAAUAAUAAAUCUAAUCCAGCUGCAUUCUGUGGUGCAGAAACCUAUUUUGUGCUCUGAUAUUCCCCUCCAUUGUGCCAGCGUUGACAGGUGUAUGAAGAGAGCAAGUGUGUGUGUGUGUGUGAGAGAGAGUAUGAAUCAAAUUGCUGCUCAUUUAAUCUCUGAAAGUGACAGAGUUCCAUCAUACUGAGGAGGGGGAGGGUUUGACAUUUAGUCCAGCUCAAUAGGAUAAAAAAAAAGAAAAAAAAAGAAAUGAGCUAGUCCACCUAGUGCUUUCUUCACAGACGCCUGCAUGAUAAUCCCAAUCUGUG
Larimichthys crocea (large yellow croaker) is the source of this 1682-nucleotide messenger RNA. RefSeq names its product catechol-O-methyltransferase b (gene comtb). The coding region runs from base 264 to 1058 and encodes 264 amino acids. Gene Ontology annotation, biological process: catecholamine catabolic process; developmental process; dopamine metabolic process. Gene Ontology annotation, molecular function: catechol O-methyltransferase activity. The record is from RefSeq and is a predicted model, not a curated record. The transcript is spliced from 7 exons. Lineage: Eukaryota; Metazoa; Chordata; Actinopteri; Sciaenidae.